Molecule: messenger RNA, 1628 nt
Organism: Erpetoichthys calabaricus (reedfish)
Lineage: Eukaryota; Metazoa; Chordata; Cladistia; Polypteriformes; Polypteridae
Gene: dap3
Product: death associated protein 3
Exons: 13
Coding region: 170-1354 (394 amino acids)
Biological process (GO): apoptotic process
Cellular component (GO): mitochondrial small ribosomal subunit; mitochondrial ribosome
Molecular function (GO): structural constituent of ribosome
Source: RefSeq, a predicted model, not a curated record
UACACUUUGACAUGCAAGCCCUCCUUCAGCCCACCGCAAAUAUGUCUGCGUCCUGUGGCGUUGUAUCGUGAGUGUUGAUUUUUCAAGGGUGAGGAGUCAAAUCCGUACAUAAACUAUUUCGGGAUCAACGAGGAACACGAUUUUGCAGCCAGAUUUUAAUAAUUGAGGUAUGGCUGUGAAGAAUUUCGCCAAACAUUUCUCAGUCUGUCAGAUGGUAGCACGAUGCCUUCAUGUCAGCAGGUGUGACCUUCAACUGGGAACUGCUCUACAGCCAGAAGGGCGAGAGAUACCUAAAGCUAUUUUCCGGACAUCAGAGUUAGAUCCAGAAAAUCAUGGCGAACAGCAAAUUGGACAGUUUUACACAAUACCAGAUAAUGAAGUGAAGAGUGUUUUUCCACAUGGUCUUCCUUAUCGUUUUCAACAGCAGAUUAAAACUUUUAAUGAAACCAGUGUGAUGGUACGGCACCCAGCAGUAGAGGUAAUUGGGUACAUGAAAAAAGCCAACUACUCUCAUCCAUGUGUGCGUUACAUUCUUUAUGGUGAGAGGGGCACUGGAAAAUCGCUAUCGUUGUGUCAUAUAUUGCAUUACUGUGCUAGGAAGAACUGGAUAAUCGUGCACAUCCCUGAUGCUCACCUAUGGUUGAAGAACUGUCGGGAAUUAAUGCCUUCUUCUUACAAUGCAUCAAGAUUUGAUCAACCUGUGGAGGCCUCAGUUUGGCUGAAGAAUUUUCGUAUUACUAAUGAAAGGUUUCUCAAACAGAUGAAAACUCAACAGAAGUACAUUUGGAGCAAACGGGAAUUCACUGAUGAGGGGCAUCCUCUCAUUGAAGUGAUAGAUCAGGGUCUAACACGUGUGAAGAAUGCCAGUGACUCUGUUGGCAUUGUUCUAAAAGAGCUGAAAGCCCAGUGUCAAUCUGGAACAUUCAAACUUGUGGUUGGUGUAGAUGGAGUUAAUGCACUGUGGGGCCAGACCACCUUACGAAAAGAGGACAAGAGUCCGGUAUAUCCAGGUGAAUUGACCCUCAUUCACAAUCUAAGAAAAUUGAUGAAAAACGACUGGAAUAAUGGUGCAGUUGUUGCCACAGUAACACAGACUGGAUCCCUGUUCACACCAAAAGCUGCGUACCUGCCUCAUGAGCUGCUUGGAAAGGAUGGCUUUGAUUUCUUGGAUCCUUUUCUUCCCAUUCAAGUCACUGGGUACAGUGAACGAGAGUUUGAAAGCUGUUAUCAAUAUUACAAGGAUCGUCACUGGAUACAACACGAGAAAGCACAUACAGAAGAUGGUAAAAAAGAACUAAUAUUUCUGAGCAAUAGGAACCCAGCAGUCUUGGAAAGAAUUUGUUCAUUCCUCUGAUUAUCUUAUGAACAUUCUCCAUGAAUCUGUGUAGACCAGUUAUGGUUAGAAAACCAUAAAUCUGAAUUUCUAUUCUCCAUAUGGACAUAUUAUAUUGAUGGAUGGAAUUAGUUUUUCAUGUUUCCUUUUGAUGUACAUGCUGCAAAUUGUAGAAAACAUAGGCUUAAAGGGACACAGCAACACAACAAAUGUCUUUGUUUAAUUUAGCCUUCACCUUUCAAGUGUAAGUCAUUGCAGUUGUUAUAUUUUAUAUAAGUAAAGCAAUGUUGCAAAA